Salvia splendens (bonfire salvia) is the source of this 483-nucleotide messenger RNA. RefSeq lists its product as uncharacterized. Lineage: Eukaryota; Viridiplantae; Streptophyta; Magnoliopsida; Lamiales; Lamiaceae. The record is from RefSeq and is a predicted model, not a curated record. Bases 1 to 483 code for a protein of 160 amino acids. The transcript has a single exon.
AUGGUGGACCCUCCUGGCCCAUUCGAUACGCCUUUCUUCGUCCGCACAAACACCGUCUACAUUAGGGAAGGAGCCCUGCAUUUUUACGGCAUGGGUGAAGAGGCUAUCCCUGCUAGGCGAGUAGCAGCAGGCCAAGGCGCACAGGUUCAAGCUCAGAGGCAAGCGAACCUGGAGAGGGUGGUAGCUGAAUUAGUAGAGGAGAACAGGCAAGCAAGGGCAGAGUUGACCCGUCUGACGAAGGUGGUGGAGAGCAUACUGAAGGAGUUAGCAAGAGGAAGGACAGCUGAUGGUGCUGGAACUAGUGGCCAUGGAGGCCAGAAUGGUGAACCACCGGUAGCAAAGAAGAAAGAAGGAGAACCGGAGGAAGAAGGUACCGAUGUACCAGAAGAGUCUGAGGAGAACCACUCUGAGUCCGAGGAGGAGGAACCCGAGGAAUCACCUGCACCCAGCCCUACCCCGCGGAGGAGUAGGAGGAAUAUGUGA